Messenger RNA from Bursaphelenchus okinawaensis, 856 nucleotides. NCBI's taxonomy places the organism in Eukaryota, Metazoa, Nematoda, Chromadorea, Rhabditida, Aphelenchoididae. The record is from the annotation of a GenBank genome assembly.
AUGGUUAAUACUUCAAAAUCUAAACAAAAAAUUUCUAGAUAUCGAAAUUUUAAAACAGCAGCCUAUACUGAUGAAAAAACCCUGCAGAAAAUCGAAAAAGACGGUAAUUUAACUAGACUUGUCUAUAAACAAUUAAAAACCCAAAAAGGUACAAAUGAAAUCAUAAUCAAAAUGAAAGGCGCUUCAAGAUUUAUAUAAAAAACAAAGUGUGAACGCCAAGAAGUAAAAUAGAUAAACAAACUUCGAAAUAAACAAAUCUAUGCACUAAUACUAGCUGUUGUAGAGGAACGUGCUAGCUUUAAAAAGACAUUUCUAUUAUAAUUGCAGUUCUUCUAACCUAACAUCAGAUCUGUAUGAACUGUCCUAGCCCUAGCUAUAGUAUAAGAACGCUCUGAAACACAGGGAACAGAUAGAACAGGGUAGCUUUAGAGGUUGAGGCAGGCUAAGACAGAUUUAAGUUAAAGAUAGUAGAGUAGGCCUGGUUCCCAGGACAGGUUUAGCCGAAAUUCACACGAAAUUGAGCUAAUCUGACGCUCAUGCUCAUGCUCAAGAUCAGGCUUAAGCUCAAGAUCAAGCUCAAGCUCAAGCUCAGGCUCAGGCUCAGGCUCAGGUUCAGGUUCAGGCUCAGGCUCAGGUUCAGGUUCAGGUUCAGGUUCAGGCUCAGGCUCACGCUCAGGCUCAGGCUCAAGCUCAGGCUCAGGCUCAGGCUCAGGCUCAGGCUCAUGCUCAUGCUCAUGCUCAUGCUCAUGCUCAUGCUCAUGCUCAUGCUCAUGCUCAUGCUCAUGCUCAUGCUCAUGCUCAGGACCAUGCUCACGCUCAUGCUCAUGCCGAAGCUCAAGCUCAGUCGCACGCUUAG